This is a messenger RNA of Orbilia oligospora ATCC 24927, 951 nucleotides long. RefSeq lists its product as uncharacterized. The transcript has a single exon. Gene Ontology annotation, molecular function: hydrolase activity. The record is from RefSeq and is a predicted model, not a curated record. NCBI's taxonomy places the organism in Eukaryota, Fungi, Ascomycota, Orbiliomycetes, Orbiliales, Orbiliaceae. Bases 1 to 951 code for a protein of 316 amino acids.
AUGUCCUUCAGUUCCAUCUUCUCUGAAAAGAGACAUUCUAAAGAAUCAUCGUCUUCCAUUUCAUCCGGUCAUUCCAUUCUUCCGAAGUCGUUGGUCGAUUAUAUCCACUCUGUUACCAAUCAUUCUCCUGGUUACCCUACCGUUCCUUUCCAAGUUGUCUCAGAUCUCCACUUGGAACUCACAGAUACAGUCCACGGGAAUCGCGGAUACUUUGAGUAUAACAUCGCGCAAAAUUGCCCAUAUUUGAUCCUUGCUGGAGAUAUCGGGACUCUCAACCAGCCAGACAACUACCUUGCCUUCCUACGCCGCCAUUGCGAGGCUUUCGAAAAGGUAUUCCUUGUCCUCGGAAACCAUGAGUUUUACGGUACAUCCCGUCGUGAGGGGCUCGCCACCCUCAAAUCGUUCUUCCAAGAUCCCGUGAUUGCCGAGAAAUUGGUUGUCUUGAACCGUAAUCGGUAUGAUAUACCAGGCACCAAACUCACGGUUUUGGGUUGUACCCUUCAAUCGGAGAUCCGACCGGAACAGCGGUCUCUUAUCGAAAGUAAACUAAAUGAUUUCCGUGUCAUCAAAGACUGGAAGGUCGAUGAUCACAAUGCGGAGCAUUCGAUCGAUAUUGCAUGGUUACGCGAUCAGAUUGAAGAAAUCGCGGAGACCGAGCCUGACCGGAGGAUAUUUGUUGCGACCCAUCAUGCGCCGAGUUUCAAGAAAACAAGCGCACCUCAACAUGAGGACUCCCCACUCAAUUCGGCGUUCUGUACGGGGAUAUUGGAGGGUGGCGCUUAUAGGGGUUGGAAGGGUAAAGAUAUGAUAAAGGCCUGGGUGUUCGGCCAUACGCACUGGUGCUGCGAUUUGAUGAUUAGCGGAGUCAGGGUUGUUAGUAAUCAGAGGGGUUAUUGGUAUGAAAAUACCGUUAGGGCUGACUAUAAAGAGGAUCUGGUACUGGAGGUAUAA